This is a messenger RNA of Pochonia chlamydosporia 170, 633 nucleotides long. Its product is annotated as RWD domain-containing protein (Gir2). Gene Ontology annotation, biological process: cytoplasmic translation. The record is from RefSeq and is a predicted model, not a curated record. Lineage: Eukaryota; Fungi; Ascomycota; Sordariomycetes; Hypocreales; Clavicipitaceae. The coding region runs from base 1 to 633 and encodes 210 amino acids. The transcript has 2 exons. Gene Ontology annotation, molecular function: protein binding.
AUGGGUCAACUCUCUGAGACGGAAUUUCAAGUAACAAUUACGCUCGACAUUCUCGACGAAGAAGAUCAAGAAGCGCCGUCAUUCCUCCUCCAAGUUCGCUAUCCAGACGAGUACCCCGAUGUCGCGCCGCAUCUUGAUCUCCUCGGAGCGCAGAAUACUCCAUCCCAUGAACACUUUAGCAUUAGCGAUGACCGCGACCAACUACUCGCCGGCAUCCAGGAGACGAUACAGGAAAACCUCGGCAUGGCCAUGGUAUUCACCAUCGUCUCUGCCCUAAAGGAAGCCGCGGAGCAGCUCAUCCAAGAUCGCAAGGACUCGGCCGCCAAGGUUCAUGAGGAAGCCCUGCUUGCCGCAGAGCGCGAAGAGAACAAGAAAUUCCACGGCACACAAGUCACACCGGAGACGUUCCUCAAGUGGCGUGAGGGCUUCCUAAAAGAGAUGGAAGAGAAGGAAAGACAAGAAGAGGAGGAGCGAUUGGCUGAAUUGAAAAGGGCCAAGGUCAAGGAACCGGUCAAGCUCACCGGCAAGCAGCUGUGGCAGAGGGGUCUGGCUGGAAAUGGCGAGGAGGAGGGCGAGGAGGACGACGGGGUGCCGACAGAGGGUGUGGAAAAGUUGUCAGUGGAGGCCGCUUGA